CUCAUGUUUACGUGGAAAACAUGGCGGCGGACUGCCACCAACAAGGAGACAGCUCCUAGACAGGCGUGAUUUUGACAGGGAGCUUUGAGCUAAACAAGGAUAUUGAGCACUUAGCUCUUGGAGAUCUAGUCGUAUGAAGCAAGUUGUCUUUUAUUCCAGCCACAGGGUCAGCGGAGAUGGAAGACGAGGAGAGGCAAAAGAAGCUGGAGGCCGGCAAAGCAAAGUUGGCUGAAUAUCGGCAGAGAAAAGCUCACGCGGACUCCCAGAAGAAACAGAAGAAGAAGAAAAAGAAGACUGCAGAGGGGGACUCAGAGGGGGACUCUUUGGGGAGGACAGAGAGCAAGUUGAACCGGACACUGGGGGGAGACGAGCCCACUGUCCCUGGAGUCGAUGGAGGGGACAGAACACACCCUCCCACCACAGAGUUCUCCCUCACCAAGACUCUGCGCAGUGGAGAGACGGUCAAACAUGAUCAGACGUACACCAUAGAGCCCGAGAGUGAGGUUUCAACAACUGCAGAAGAUUAUUCCUCUGAGGUCAAUGGGUGCCACGAGAUGACUUUGAAUGUAUCGCUGUCUUCGAAGGAGUUUAUUUGGGAGGAGGUAGAUGCGAUGGAUCAGAUGACAAGCGGGGGCUCGUUGCAGGAAGUGGAGGAUAUUUUGGCAGAGAAGUCCAGAGAGGUGGAGAAGCUGAACCGAGAGCUGGAGGAGAUGAGGAGUGCCUUUGGAGCAGAUGGGGUGCAGCAGCUCCAAGACUUUGAGGCAGCCUUGAAACAACGCGACGGCAUCAUCACUCAGCUGACAGCCAACCUGCAGCAAGCGCGAGAAGAGAAGGAUGAGAUCAUGAAGGAGUUUCUGGAGCUGACGGAGCAGAGCCAGAAACUACAAAUUCAGUUUCAGCAGCUCCAGGCUGGAGAGAGUCUGAGGAACAGCAGCCACAGCAACACCGCGGCCGACCUGCUCCAGGCCCGACAACAGCUCCUCCAGCUCCAGCAACAGCUCCAAGAACAGGCCCAAGAGCGGGACAAAGAGCAGGACAAAGAGAGAGAGAGAGCGAGGGAGAGAGAGAGGGAGGAGGCCCAGAGCAGAGAGGACACAGAGACCAUCAGCCGUCUGCAGCAGAGGAUCAAUGACAUGGGGAUGGAAAAGAUUAGAGCAGAGGAGUGCCUAAAUGAGAAAGACUUGCUGAUCGCGGAACAAGAAAAGACUAUUUUGAAUCAGGAACAAUCGUUGAAAGAAUUGAGAAUGUCCGAGGAAUCAUUUGCACAAACUCUGAAAGAGAAAACCCAGUUACUACUUGAACAAAGUGCAAUAAUUUCUGAACAUGAGCAAUCACUGAGUCUGCUUCGUGAAGAACUGUCACGAGCUGCAGGUGAAAAUAAUAUGCAACAGACAGAUGAGAAAGACCAGAUCAUAGCUGAAAAAGAGAGGGUCAUUAUUGAACGGGAUUAUACUAUUACUGAACUGGAGGAUGAGUUGGAGUCUUCGCAAAAACGCCUUCAUAGCCUCAGUCAGCAAAUGGCCACGAAGGGUGUAGAGCUGGAGCGAUGCCUUGAAACUUUGGAGAGCACUAAGUCAGACCUGGAAAGCUGCAAAAAUGAAUUGAAUAAUUGCAAAUUGGAUCUAGAAAAAGAGCACUGCGAGUUAGAACGCUUUAAGAAUGAGCUAUCGCUGUCUAAACAAAAGGAGCGGAUGUCUUCAGAUGAGAUUAUGCAGCUUAUGGGAACGGUUGAGGAUCUGCAGAAGCGCUGUCACAAGGGAAGUUUGUCAGAAAACGAAACGAUUCAAAAAAUGCAAGAGGACGCAGAGAGGAAACUGGAAGUCCUCAGAGCAGAGCUGGAUGAGAUGUAUGGACAGCAGAUAGUACAGAUGAAGGUGGAGCUGAACUUGCAAAACGCUGAAAGAAUUGAGCAAAUAAACCAGCAGCAUCAAGUUGAAAUCGAACUUCUCAAAACGCAAUAUUUGUCUGAAACUUUGUCUGCUAGCACUAGUGAAAAAGAGGCGCUUAAUGGUCAAAUUAAGCAGCUUCAAGACACAAUAGAGCAAUCACGUGUAAUUCAUAAUAAAACCGUACAAGAGCUAAACAAAGUCACUAAAGAAAAUCUAAACCUCCAGGAAAAGGUUGAUGGCCUCUUGCAAGACCUUAAAUUUGCGAAAGAACAAGUAGAGCUGGUAUCUCACAAUGCAGUCUCUCAGGAAAGCCAUAAAUUGCAACUUCUUCAGGAGACAAUCGACAAUCUGAAACGCCAACUUGAAACUGCUCAGGAAACUGCACAAGAGAUGCAAGAAAAGUAUGAAUCGGAAACAACUAAUUACAAAAUUAAGCUAGAAAUGUUGGAACGGGAGAAGGACGAGGUACUUGAUCGGAUGGCGGAGUCGCAGGAAGCAGAGUUGGAGAGACUCAGGACUCAGCUUUUGUUUAGUCAUGAAGAAGAGCUUACGAAUCUAAGAGAGGACUUGCAAAGGGAGAGCUUUCUGAAUACUGAAAAUCUCCUUAACGAAGCUGCUAUCACACAUGAAAAAGCGCUCGACGAUUUGAGAAUCAGUUACGAUGAAAAAGUGAAUUUGUUACAACAAGAAAACGAAAAUGUUGCCACCGAACGUGAUGAACUUUUGCACCAAAUUUUAGAGCUAAAGGAGGAUUUGAAUGUGGCACUGCACAGCUCUAAAGCAGAUGAAUUGGUGCAGCAGUUGCAAGAGUUACAGACAGAGAUUGAGGAGCUAAGGAAAGGAGGGGAGAAGAGGAUAAGUCUGGAUAAUGAAAUAAGAGGUUUACAAGAAAAGAUAGAAGCACUCGAAAAACAAGCAAAAGAAAAUAAACAGAUGUGGGAUAAUGCAUUGAAAGAGCGACAGACUGAAAUCGAGAUUUUGAACAUGUCUAACAAAGCUUUGAAAGAAGAAAUGGAUUUGAAAUUGAAAGACAUUGAAAACAUUACAGCAGAGAAAAACAGAUAUCAGCAACAAGUGGUCACACUCAAAGACGAGAUGGAGAAGCAGAGCACAACGUUUUCUUUUGCAGAGAAAAAUUUUGAAGUGAACUAUCAAGAGCUGAAGGACGAGUACACGUGUCUAGUUGAAGCAAAGACGAAACUAGAGGAGCAAAAGAUACUAGAGACACUGGAGCUGGAGGCAAAAAUCUCCAGCCUUGAAGCGCAGAUUCAAAAGAUGGAGGACAGAGUUAGUGAAAUUAAAAUGGACGAGGGGAAAAUCGUUGUUGAAAAGGACACUACUGAGUUAAUGGAGAAGCUUAAUUUUACCUUAAUUGAGAAGGAGAGCUUGACAGGGAGGCUACAUGAGGUUAUGGAGCAACUGGCAACAGCAGAGGGCAAAGUGGGGUGUUUGGAGGAAGAGCUGAUCAAAGUAAAACAGGAAAACGCAAAGGUCAUCGCUCAAAAUGAAAACCUCGGCAAAGAGAUUAAGAAAACCCAUGAAAACACCGCUACUAUUUUUAAUGCGGACAGUCAGCAGCUUCGGGGUGAAAUACAAACUCUUCAAUCACUAUUACGAGAGACUGAAGAGGAGAGGGAUAAAAUUCGGCAAACACUGGAGCUCCAAAGGGUAUCGCAAACCCCAUCUCUUGGGGCUUUGGGGGAGGAGGGUCUUGUAGUAAAGGGACCAUCCUCUACACGCAAGUCCGCAGCCGCCUCCGGGUCGAACAGGCGUAAAAGGAGGCAGAGGAACAAGCAAAACCAGGGCGGUGUGGUUCGCAGCAGUAGAGAGGAGAGAGAGGACGAAGAGGAGGAGGGAGGUACACCAGCGGAGGGAGCUACAAGUGCUGCAGAGCCCAGAGAGCAGUCUGCUGUUGUUAUGUCAUGCACACACGAGCCGAUCGCUAAGGAGGACGAGUCAGAUGAGAGCCAGGGAGACGCAGCAAAGCACGGCAGCAAACAGGUGACCAGGCAUGGGAUGAGACAUCGCACUCAGCCUCAGAUGCGUCAUGGUGCUGAAGAAGUGGUACAGUCUGCAGACCAUGGCGAGUGCAGACUGCGUCUGGAGGCCCAGCACCUCAGCUUGUCUCAGAUUCAUGCUGCACAACUGGAGCUUCUACAGGAGGAGGCACAAACCAAAGCUGUGGAAAUCAGCCUUCAAAAAGAUCAGCGUGAUCAGGCUGCUCCAAGGCUGUCCAAAUACCAGAACAUGGUUAAAGCUGUGUCUGAGGAAUGCAGAGAAAUCAUUUUGUCCUUUCAGAAAAUGUUUGGUGAAGACUUUUCAGACAAAGCCAUUGUUGAAGAAACUCAUCCUGUUUCUUCAAAUGAGAGACCUGAAACUAGUGAAUCUUUAUCUGUUAUACACGAUGCCAGAGAGUUGUACAGAGAUCUGCAGCAGGUCAGGGACAGCAUUGAGCAGGAGCACCAUCGACUUUCGAAGCUCCAGACUCUGCUCAGGGCUGAUGGGAGCAAGAUGAUGGAGCUGCAAAGUGCGUAUGAUAAUCUGAAGAGCAGCACUGACAAAGAGAUAUCAAACCUGCGUCUCCAGGUCUCCAGUGUCAGUUCAAACUUAAGCAAAGAUCUGAGUGAGCAAGCACACUCCGCUGCCGCUGUAACGUCUACCUCCCAAACCUCUUCGGAAAUUCAAAUGCUCAAAGUUGAAGCCCAACAGAAGCAGAAGCAACUUGAACACAGUCACAGACAAGAAGUGGAGAGACUCAGGGCCCACUACCAACAACAAGCGGCCGAGACAGAGGAGAGGUACGCUACUGAGCUAUUCAUGCUCCAGCAGAGGCUACAAGAGGUCAACGCUGCGCCCAGCCACUUCAGUUCAUCAACAGAGGCCAGCGGUUUUGACAAACAUGAGCAGCUCAAGGAGGUUGAAGAGGAGUUUUCGGAGGGAGGGUGGACCACUACUGCACAGCUACAGUCACUGAAGAAGGCACUGCAGCAGAAGUAUGUCCAGGAAGUAGAGACUCUGAAAGAGCAGCACCGCGCAGAGCUGAGGAGACUGACCAAAGAGGAGGGGCGAGGGGCGAGAGGAGAGGAACAAAGCAUCUCUGGACUGGAACCACAACACUGGGAGAGAGUGGAGGAGGAAGUUGCCAAGGCCAUAGUUCAGAUGUCGGUGGAGUUCGCACAGAAGACUGAACUGGCUCGUCUCAGUAAAGACUUGGGUCAAGCCAGCAGCUCAAUGCAAACUGAAGAAGACGAGGAAGAGGAGGAGACUCCACGAGCCUCUGUCACCGGAGACUGGGCCGAAUCUGAGCGAGACCAGCUACAGCUCGAGAUACAACAACGAGAUGCAGAAAUAGAAAAGCUGCGAGAUCAACUCCAGAAAGCAGAGAGAGCACUGAAUCAGGUUAGUGCUCUGAAGCAGGGAGAAGAUGAGGGAGAAGUUCUUGUGGAGGAGGCAGUGGUUUCGUCUGCUGCCAAAACAACACAUGCACCAAGAUCACAAGAGGAUGAACAGGAGGACGAAAGGGCACUGUUGCUCAGAGCCAAUGAGCAGCUCAGUCAGGUUCUGGUGGAUGUCUUGACGACCACAUCUGCAGCCGAGAAAACUCUGGGCCUCCAUCUUCAGACUCUGACAAAGGCUUCCAGCACAGAAAGAGUUAAACAUGCAACAGGCAAUGGUUUGGGCAGUGAGUCCGGUGCAGAUGAGGAGACCUUUCCGUUUGUGGAGGUGGAAGUAGAGGAGGAUCUGGAGAUGUUACAGCACAUGGACCGUCUGCUGCAAGGAGCCGCCUCACAGCUGGAAAACCAGGAAUAUCUCACCAACAUCAGCACACGCCUCCAGAAUGCACUUGAAAAGAUGCUGAUGGCCAUAACCAACGCCACUGACCAGCUGGAACAUGCAAAGCUGACACAGACGGAGCUGAUGCGGGAGUCAUUCAGACACAACCAGGAGAUGAGCGAACUAUUGCAGCGCCAGGAUGAGCUGCAGGAGCGUCUGUCGGAGGAGGCCCGAGCACGGGAACAGCUGGCUUUGGAGCUGCACCGGGCUGAGGGUGUGAUUGAUGGCUACACGGGUGAACGGGCUGCACUGGAGGAGCAACUACGUCAAAAAGAAGAGCUACUACUGAGUCUGGAGCAGGAGUUAGAGGUGACCAGCUCUCGGCUGCACGAGCUGGAGCAGGAGCGACUUCAGUUGCAGGAGGAGAGGGAGUUGAUGUCACGACAACAGGAGGCCAUGAGGGAGGAAGCGGGGCCCCGAGAGCUACGCCUAGUUGAAGCUGCAAUGGUUGCAGCUCCAGAAGCAGAUUUGUUGGAGGAGACAGAGAAGCUGAUGCAGGAGAAGGUGGAGGUGCAGCGUCAGGCGGAGAAGCAGAGCUCAGACCUCCUGAAGCAGGUGAAGCUUCUGGAGGCGGAGCUGGAGGAGCAGGUUACCCGGGUGAUGGACCUGGAGCAGACUCAGAGCAGUGAGACCGCUGACCUGCAGCAGCAGAUCCAAGCACUGGAGAAACAACUUGACAAGAACAGGAGGUUUCUAGAUGAACAAGCCGUGGACCGGGAACACGAGAGGGACUUCUUCCAGACUGAGAUUCAGAAACUGGAGGAUCAGCUGAAGUCAUCUCAGAAGCCUCAGUCUGGCUCUGAGCAAAGAAACCUGGAGGUGGAACAGCUAAGCGCACAGCUCAAGGAGAAGGCAGACUGGUGCAGUGAGCUGCUGCUGAGCUCGGAGCAGCUGCAGCGAGACCUGAGCGAGCGCGACGAGGAGAUUGACAAGCUGGAGAGCCGCAUACGCGAGCUGGAGCAGGCCCUGCUGGCCAGCACAGAGUCCCUCGAGGUUGAACAAAAGAAGCACCAUGCACCCAUCACAGAGGCCAGGCAUCCGAGUCUGGAGGCUCAGCUCCAAACUGAGAGGGAGGCUUUGGAGAGAAAAGAGAAGGAGAUCUGUAACCUGGAGGAGCAGCUGGAGCAGUUCAAAGAGGAGCUGGAGAACAAGAGUGAGGAGCUGCAGCAGCUCCAGAUGCAGCUGGAGAUUCAGAGGAAAGAGAUCGACAGCCAACAGCAAGACCUUGACACUAGGGACAGUCUGCUCCAGGUGGUGGAGGAGAAGGACAGGGAAAUAGCACUUCUUAAUGAACAGAUCUCUAAACUUCAACACACGGACACUGCCUCUGAUAAUAAGGAAAUGGAUGAGAGAGAUGAGGUGGUCAGAGACUUGGAGUCGCAGGUGGAGUGCCUCAGGAGUGAACAACAGCGUCUUAAAAGAGACCAUGCAGAGGAAAUGGACCAGCUCAACGCCGUCAUAGACAAACUACAGCAGGAUCUGGCCAACAUCGAGCAGAAAACAGGAGCAGUGGAAGACUAUGAAGAAGACAAGGAUUUACCAGGAAGACCAACAAGUGAGGAGUAUGAUGAAGUUAAGCAGAAAAUGGACUCCGCCACCAAAGAGCUUGAUACUCUCAAAUCUGAACAUGGUAAACUUUUGGACACGUAUCUGCGCUUGAAAGAAAGUGCCAAAGCUUUAGCCGAAUCAGAAAAAGCAGAAAAUUCUGAAAGUUCUGAAAUUGAACUGGAAGAUGUUCUCAGGGAAAAGACAGCGGCUCUUGUGGUAAUGCAGGCACAGGUGCAGGCCCUAGAGCAGAGUGCCACCUACAAAGUGGAGGAGUUGGACAGACGAAUACAUGAAUUGCAGGAUUUAGUAGAGGAAAGAGAUAAUGAGUUGAGUCGCUGCCGCCUCCUAGUGGAGCAAACACAAAACUACGCAGAUGGGCUUCAAGAAAAGAUUUAUAAAUUAGAGGAAAAUCUAAGGGACAAAGUGGCAUCAGCGCUGGUCAGCCAAGCCACUCUUGAGGCCUUCCAACAGCAGCAAUCUCCUCAACCCAAACACCAGCCUGUAGUCUAUGAUUUUGGUAGCUUCAAUAUCCCACACAUGGACUUCAGUGGGUAUAGUCAGACCAGAGGGGGUUCCACAGGCAGGGUGGUCCAUCUAACAGAGAAACUGAGAGAGCUGGAAGUUGGUCUGAGUGGGAUGCAAAAGGACCAGGAGCUGCAGAACCAGCUUCUGUCCAGUUCAGAGGAAGAUGUCUUGGAGUAUGAGCGCAGACUGGCCCUGCUCAUGGAUCUGCUCAGCCAGAUGAAGUCCGGAGCCUCCCACAGAUCUGCACCAAUGUUACAGCAGACCGCUUCACCCCCUGCUGACCAGCACUCUGAGGCCAAGCGGCUUCAGGAGGUCCGAGAUGAAGCGUCACUCACCAAAGAACAACUCGAGAGCAGCAGCCACAUCCAGGACCAGCUCAUUGAGAAAACUUUAGCAAUACAGAGACUUGAGGAGCAACUUCAAAUGAUGUCUUCAAACAGCGAUGAGGGGGCCAGGAUCUCUGAACUUCAACAAGAACUCAAAGAGGCUCAAAGUGAAGCUUCUGUCGCCAAAGUAGAGCUUAGCAGCUGCAAGGACAGCCUGGACAAGCUACAGGAACUGUUACAGGAGCGGGAAAUGACCAUAGCUCAGCUCAAAGGAGAGCUUUUCCAAGCCUCUUCAAAAAGUGGUGAGGAGUCCAGGGCGUCGGAGCUCCAGCAACAGCUUAAAGAGGCUCAAAGUGAAGCUUCUGUCGCCAAAGAAGAACUGAGCAGCUGCAAAGAGAGUGUGGACAAGUUACAGGAGCUGUUGCAGGAGCGGGAAAUGACCAUAGCCCAACUUAAAGCAGAGCUCUUCCAAGUUAAAGCAGAUGAGGACAGAGACAGCUUUACAGAGGUCUUUCACAAUCUUGAGGAAGCGACAAAAACUGCAGCUUCCACCAAAGAAGAACUCAACAACAUGAAGCAGCAAAAUAUUGAACUGGAGGAUGAACUUAAGUCUAGUGAAGUUGCUAUUUCCCAACUAAAAGAGCAACUCCAAGAGGUCAGGAAUAAUAUGGAAAAUACCAAAGAAGAACUAAUCGGCUACAAAGAACAAAACACAAAACUACAAAAUGAAGCCAGUGAGCGCGAGAGUUUGAUUUCAAGUCUCAAAGUGGAAUUACAGGAAGCGCACACAGCUUUAGUUAAACAAACAGACAUCUCAUCUCCUCCUUCACCAUCUCCUUCUCCCCAACCACCCUCCUCUUCCUCCUCCAUCUCUCAGUCCAAAAAGAAAGGGGUGAAACAGUCUGCACCAAAAGGCAGCAGCGCCAAAGACAAGCCUUCUCUCUCUAGGAAAAACUCCUCUUCUAGUCACUCAUCUCACAAGUCGCACAGCCUACGGUCCUAUGGCAGCAUGGAGCAACAUCAUGCUAUAGACGCAUUUACGCAAACAGAAAAUCUACAAAUAUCCAAUCAAGGCACAGUUGAGUCUUGCGAGACUAAAGAUGAGAUGGAAGAGGUGAUUGGGAAUUUUCAGGAAAAGAUUGAACAAAUGCAGGAACUUCACGCUGCCGAAAUAUUGGACAUGGAGUCGAGGCACAUUGCAGAAAGUGAGAAUCUGCGGCGGGACACACAAGCGCUAGAGGACGAAUGCAAGGCACUAAAGUCUGUCAUUGAAAAGCUGCGAUCAUCAAAUGAGGCUUCCUCAGUAAAACUAGAGCGUUCUGCAUCCCAGUUCAAAGAUGGUUACACCAGCGACAGUAGUUCUGACUUCAGCCAGCGGACAGGAUAUGACCUCCCCAGUCUCCAGCAUGAGUACAGGACAACUCCAGAGGGUGCAAGGAGAGACAAUGACGAAACGUUACCAGACCGAAUUAAGACGUUGCUCCGUGAGGUUCACCAGGAGGGCAUGCAGGUCCUGUCCUUGUCUGAGCUGCCCCUUUCUGAAGCUGAUCCCAGCGCUCAGUUCAAUGUCCAGGGCUGGGCCAAGGAAAGGGAUGCCCUUCUGUCCACUGUGGAGUCUCUGAAAGGCCUCAUCACCUCAAUGCAGACACACACAGAAUCACAGACAUCUGGGGGUGUGGACUGGCGCGGGCAGUUGCUGGAAGCUGUGCAGAAGGUUUUUCAAAAUGAGAGAAGUGUUUUGAAAAACACUUUGUACAGCCAACUAGACCUCCUGGACACCAGUGACGCCAUCAUCCACCUCAAUCAGCUUGAGCAGCGUCUGGCCGAGCAGGAUGCUCAACAAAGGGAGGCGAUUGGGUUGCUCCAUAGCUCUGACCGGUCCAGUCUGCUCUCUGAAAUCCACUAUUUGCAAAGUCAAAUGGAGAGGCUUAAUCAAGGUGGUGACUCUGCUGCUGUGUUAGGCGCUGAGUUAAGUCUGAAGGAGCAAACUGAGGCAGAGGGCGAACGGGUGCUGGUGGAGGACCUGAAAACUGAACUGUCCCAAACAAAAUUGGAAUUGGAGACUACACUGAAGGCCCAGCACAAACACAUCAAAGAACUGGACACACUAAGGGCGGAGGUGUCGCAGAAGGCCUCCGAGGUGGAUGCCCUGAGUGACCAGCUGAUCGAGGAGAAGAAGAAAAGCAGAGAGCUGCAGUGGGCCAUGGAGAAAGAGCGCUGUAGAACCGGGAGGGACGAAGAAAAUAAACGAGAGGAGCUGGAGGACCUUCAAUUGGACCUUGAGGAGCAGAGGGCCCUGGUGUCCCGGCUUACCUCUGAGUUGGAGCAGCAGCGCCAGACCUCCGCUCAGUCGUCACAACAGCUCGAACAGGAGCGCCUCAGCCUCCAGAGACACCUCCAGGAGCUCCAGGUGCAGCUAGACACGGAGCGAGCCAAAGCCCAAGAGAUGAGCUCUGCCCUGGGCCGCGAAAGGGAGCUGCGCAGGGGUGGGUCCGCAGAUAGUGGUGGUCCUGUUACUGGAGAAGGAGGAGAGGAGAAGAGAGGCGGUACAGAGGAGGAUGAAAAUAUACUGGAUAGACUGCAAAAAGAGCUGGAUGACAAACACGCACAGGUGGUCCAACUCCUGGGUCAAGUUGAGGUGCAGAAACUUGAGGUGGUGCGUAAAGAUGAGGAGUUGACUUUGGUGAAACAGCGGUCGACCCGGGACCACGAGGCUCUGCUGGAGGCUCAGGCCCAACUAGAAAAGCUCAAAUCCCAAAUGAGACAGACCCAAGAGCAGCUGGACAGAGAGGUGCAGAGGGGCAAGCACCUGGAGGAGCAGAGGAGCAGACUGGAGCAGAGGCUGGGGAGAGGAGAGGACACAGGAGACAGGCCGGGACCUAUGCAAGCUGAGGGCCAUACUACCCAGUGGGAGAGUGAGACCUCAGACCGGACUAAGGACUGGGUGAUGCAGCAGAAGACCUCGAGUCCAUCCUCUCAUCUUGACUUGACUGGACCUGGUACCAGCUCAGGUCUGCACCACGGGCCCUGGCGCACUGUUGACAGCGUCCUGGGAAAGCUCCACCUGGUGUCCUCCAAGGUCCACAGCCUCGCCAACAAGGCUGCUGGAAGACCCACAUCUGAGGUCGACACUGAAGAGCUGUCCUGGGUUCAGUCCAACAUUGAUGAGGUUAUUUCAAUGUUAAAACAGUCCCCAGGUCUCCCCCCUCUCCCAGAGAGCUCGUUGUUGGCAGGCGGCUCCAGCUCCCUCACAGAGCGACUGCUGAGGCAGAAUGCAGAGCUCACUGGAUUUGUCAGCCGUUUGACCGAAGAGAAGAACGACCUGAGGAACCAGAUGCUCCGACUGGAGGAGGAGCUACGGAGAUACAGGCACAGCGCAAUGGGCUCCACGGACGCUUCGAGCAGCAGGAGAGGAGGGUCGCAGGGGGACAGCACCAGUUUGCUGCUCUCACAGGAACGUGAGACCUGGACCAGAGAAAGAGCCCGACUUGAGAAAGCCCUACAUCAGGCUCAGAGUCAGAUAGCCCGACUCAAAACUGAAGUCAGAACUGAAACACUGAGAGAGAUCAGUGGACCAGAGGCUGACAAUGCUGCACUAAAGAGGAUGUAUGGGAGGUACUUGAGGUCCGAGAGUUUCCGUAAAGCUCUGGUCUAUCAGAAGAAGUACCUGCUUCUGCUGUUGGGAGGGUUCCAGGAGUGCGAGGAGGCCACUUUGACACUCUUGUCCCGGAUGGGCGGACGUCCUGCUCUGUCCGGGCUUGAGUCUUUCAGCCAGCGCCGCAAAGGGCUCACUCGCUUCAGAUCUGCUGUCAGGGUCUCUAUCGCCCUCUCCAGGAUGCGUUUUCUUGUGAAGAGGUGGCACAAAGCGACUGGGAUGAGCAGCUCACCAUCGCCCACAGUCACUAAAAAUGGAUUAGGUCAAACCUUAGAUACUGAUGUGAGAGACUCGCCUUACCUUCGCCCAGGCAGCGUAGAAAUGUAUAGGGACAGGGACAGAGACAGAGGAGGAGUUUCGAGUAGCCGAGGCCGCAGUGGAAGAGAAUCCCCCCGAUCAGCUGUUUCCUCUGCUCAACACAGGUACCACAUGUCCGGGGAGCAUGGCCCUCUCACCUGUUCUCAUCUCCAAAACUACGAUCCGGAUCGAGCACUCACAGAUUACAUCUCCAGACUGGAGGCUCUGCAGAGGAGGCUGGGGAGUGUCACUUCAGGUGCUUCUUCUUCAUAUGCUCAAUUGCACUUUGGUUUGAGGAGGUAGAUGCUGGGAGGUUACUUUGGCUUGAAGAAACUCAGUUGCCUUUUCGUGUGCUGAGCGCUCUGCUGUUUUCUACCAUUCUGCUGUCGACUGUACUUUCAUGUGGACCAAAACACAUUUUUUAUUAUUGUACGAUUUGUUGUUAUCAGGCUUUUUGUCGCCAGCACUUGAAAAAAAACGGCUAUGUUUGUAAUGAAAUCUGCCUCUCUGUUGUGGAUGAUCAGUCAUGUAUAUUUGUCUACUGCUAAUUUAAGACUUGUGAUUAAUUUAUACGUAUGUUUUUGCUGAAUGGGUGGAGCGUUCUGUUGAGAGUGGAUGGGUUUACUGUCAUGGAGGCUGCUACUGGAUCUUCACUACACUGUGUUUUGUUUAGGUCGGACAGAGGACAUUUGUAGAGAACGUAUUUUUGUAAAGCCCAGGACCUACGAAUUUUUGGGGUAUUUUGUCAAAAACUGAAUUAAAGAGGAAUACACUAUCUUAAAA
Messenger RNA from Periophthalmus magnuspinnatus, 12857 nucleotides. It is a transcript of the gene akap9, whose product is annotated as A kinase (PRKA) anchor protein 9. Gene Ontology annotation, biological process: signal transduction. Bases 177 to 12377 code for a protein of 4066 amino acids. The transcript is spliced from 57 exons. Gene Ontology annotation, molecular function: molecular adaptor activity. Lineage: Eukaryota; Metazoa; Chordata; Actinopteri; Gobiiformes; Gobiidae. The record is from RefSeq and is a predicted model, not a curated record.